AGCUGACGCCAUUCUCGCACUGCGCAGGUCACUUUCUGUCAGGCUCAGAGUCGGCCAGCAGCUAGCUCAUUAACUCAAGCCGAGUCGCCCGGGCUUGUUUUGGUGGGCGGGCGGACGGGCGGGCGCUUCACGUUGAUGCUGGCGAAUGGUGGGAAGCGGACUGACGAGAAACUGAAAUAUCGUCCCCAAUGUACAGUUCGCGAGCGUGCCACGCACGGGAGGGAACAAUUAUAUGCUGAAACUCAAUGGCUACAUAAACUAAAAGUCUGCGUUGUUCUUAGCUAGUUUGGUAGCCUUUCCGCGGCGCCGGCGGCCGACCGGCCGACUUCCGCAAAUGGAGGCGUGAGUGCUUGCCUCAAUGUGGCGCUCGGUUGGACCUGCAGUCCCUUGAUUCUACGAGUUGGCUUCCUAUUUUUCUCUUUUUCUUUUCUUUUCUUUUUAUUUGAACCCGUCUUCUGGUCACCGGAGAGCAGAAUGGCAGCGGCGGCUCCCAACCCGGAGGACUCGCCCCGGAGUAGUGGCGGUGGUAGUAGUAGCAGCGUCUGCGGCACGCCGAGCUCCCUGGCCGCGGAUGGCGACGCGGAGGAGGCCGAGGACUUUGCGUCGUCCUCCCACUGCUCGGAGUUGUCGCGGCGGCAGAACGAGCAGCGCAAGCAAGGCUUGUUCUGCGACGUCACGCUCGCCUUCAGUAGCAGCAGCAUUAGCGGCGCGGCGGCCGGCGGCGUCCAGACGUGCGAGUUCGCGGCCCAUCGCUCGGUGUUGGCCGCCGCCACCUACUACUUCACGCCGCUGCUGAGCGGACAGUUCUCCGAGUCGGUGUCCGGCCGGGUGGAAAUGAAGGAGUGGAGCUCGGAGACGGGGCCCGACGCGGAGACGGUGGAGAGCGUCAUCCAGUACAUGUACACCGGGGAGAUUCGCGUCAGCACCUGCAACGUGCAUGAAGUCCUGGAGCUAGCUGACAGGUUCUUACUGGUGCAGCUGAAGGACUUCUGCGGAGAGUUCCUGAAGAAGAAGCUGAGCCUGACCAACUGCGUGGCCGUGCACAGCCUGGCGCACAUGUACACCUUGGACCAGCUGGCCCUGCGAGCGGCCGACAUGAUCCGCCGCAACUUCCACAAGGUGAUCCAGGACGAGGAGUUCUACACGCUGCCCUUCCACCUGGUGCGCAACUGGCUGUCGGACGACCAGAUUACGGUGGACUCGGAGGAGGUGCUCUUCGAAGCGGUGCUCAAGUGGGUGCAGAAGAUGCCCGAAGAGCGCGGCGGCUACUUUGAGGAGCUCUUCCAGCUGCUCAGACUGCCGCAGAUCAAGCCCACUUACCUGACACGGGUGGUCAAGAACGAGCGCAUGGUGGCGUCCAACGAGGCGUGCCUGCGCCUGCUGUCGGAGGCGCUGGAGGGUUACGCCCUCCGCUUUGAGAACGUCAACUUGGCCGACCUGGAGCUGUGGUCCUCCUUCGUGGCGUCCUUCCAGCCGCGCUUCGGCCAAAACAUGGACGUCAUCAUGGUGGUGGGCGGCGUGUCGGAGGGCGGCGACUACUUGAGCGAGUGCGUGGGCUACUUUGUCUACGAGGACCGCUGGGUCAACCUCCCGCACAUCCACAACCACCUGGACGGCCACGCCAUCGCCGCCACCGACUCGCACGUGUACGUGGCCGGCUCCAUGGAGCCGGGCUUCGCCAAGACGGUGGAGCGCUACAACCCCAACUACAACACCUGGGAGCAAGUGAGCAACCUGACCACCCGCAAGCACUCCUUCGGCCUGACCCGCAUCAAGGACAUCCUGUACAGCAUCGGCGGCCACGGCAACUUCAGCCCGGGCUUCAAGGACGUCAGCGUGUACGAGCCCGAGCAGGACAAGUGGCACAACCUGGAGUCGGCGCCCAAGAUCCUGCGCGACGUCAAGGCGGUGAGCGUGGAGGACCGCUACGUUUACGCGACGGCGCGCACGCCCGUCGACACGGACAAAGACGACGGGCUGAAGACGGUGACCACCCGCUACGACACCGACAGCCACCAGUGGCAGGACGUGGACUCGCUGCCGCUGGUGGACAACUACUGCGUCUUCCAGAUGGCCGUGGCCGCCACCAACUUCUACCACACGGCCUCCUGCUGCCCCAAGAGCUACGACAUGCGGGACGAGGCGGCCCGCCAGAAGAUCGGCGCCCGCGUCCCCGACGAGAUCCUGGAGAGCCUGCCGCCCGAGGUGACCAGCAUCGAGGGCGCCGCCAUCUGCCACUUUGACGACGACGUCUUCAUCAUCGGCGGCUGGAAGAACAGCGACGACGUGGACAAGCAGUACCGCAAGGAGGCGUACCGCUACUGCGCCGAGCGCAGGCGCUGGAUGCUGCUGCCGCCCAUGCCGCAACCGCGGUGCCGCGCCACCGCCUGCCACGUGCGCGUGCCCUACCGCUUCCUGUACGGCUGCCAGCGCUACCCCAUGCCGCAGAACCUGGCGCGCCAGCGGGACCGCAUGCAGCAGAUGCAGCAGCUGCACCGCCGCACGCUCACCCUGCGCCGGCAGCUGCAGUCGCAGAUCGAGUGCUGAACGGCCGGGCCGGGCCGGGCCAGGCGCUUCGGAUCGCUUCGGAUCGCUUCGGAUCGCUUCGGAUCGCUUCGGAUCGCUUCGUUUCUUUGAAAGGUCGGCAUCUGCAUUCCGGUGACAGCUUUUAUUCUUUAGCUAAGACUGGACGGGACGGGGGAAUGAAUAUUCAAUGCAUUCCAUUGUAGUGACCGAUUGGUGGCAAGUGUUGUAUCUACACGUUUGAUUUGUGGACUCAUUCCAACGACUACUUCUGACCAAGCGUCAGUAGCCAGUCUGGCACCUUUCCUUUGGUUACGUGACACCCAUUGCAAACCAUUGGCUUAGCCUUAGUUGAUCCAUAUGUGGAUGAGAGAAAGAGGUGCCACACGUGUGCUUAUGACCAGACAUAAAAAAGAAAAAAGUGUGGUCAGAUGAUUGACAGCUUAGAAUUUUUUGCAGUAAACUUCCAUUUAAUUUGGUGAAGCGAGCGUAAAACAACAUGUGGAAUUUGAGAUGGAUUCCUUUUGUUCUUUGUGUUGCCACAGCGUAAACGCCGAAACGGGUGCCGCUCUGGAAAUGUUCACCAAUGUUCUGUUGUCGUCAGCCACUUUUGGGCAAGCCGUGAAUCGUAUGGAUGGAUGCACUGAAUGUAUGUUAAUAAGUGCGGCGACAAUGAAAUCCUAUCCUGAUGAGAUGAUGUUUCGCUGUCUGUAUAUAAAUAACAAAGCUGUUUCUAUAUAUUUGACAUUCCUCCGUGGCUUGUUGGUUGGUGAUGGAGGCUGGGUUCUAUUUGUUAACACUGUGACAAUCUGUUUGUGUUUGUUCAUGUCAAAACUUUGAGUGCCAUCACCGCUUUUGUGCAGCCUCCACUAUAGCAGACGCACGAACGAGACAUUGUUUAAUUUCCUGUCUUAGACAAGCUUGGCAUUGUGGCCUGCAUUUCUAUUUCCUUCAAGAUGCAAUGAAGGCAUGCUACUUCUCUGACAAAUGUCUUACAAAGCCAGUCAUUCCUUUUGCGCCAAAAGAGUAUUUUUGUCCCCAUUCACAUGUUAAAGGGGUUUUGAGAGGUUGCUGCACUUUGAUUUUGCUUUCUAAAGUAUGGUUCCAGUUUCAAUAAAAUACAGCAAACAAG
Molecule: messenger RNA, 3655 nt
Organism: Syngnathus typhle (broad-nosed pipefish)
Lineage: Eukaryota; Metazoa; Chordata; Actinopteri; Syngnathiformes; Syngnathidae
Gene: klhl11
Product: kelch-like family member 11
Exons: 2
Coding region: 475-2547 (690 amino acids)
Molecular function (GO): protein binding
Source: RefSeq, a predicted model, not a curated record